UCAAGCAAGGAAGUAGGUAUCUAUUUGAAACAAUACAUUACCUUUCUCGACGUCUACAUUUACAUUGUACCUCUCAAGAUGGACCACGACAACAGCACGUCAACCCACAGUUCUACCCUUGGUCCUCCCGCUCUGAGGGACGGGUACGAUCUUCCCGUGUACGGUCUGGGCAAUGGACAAUUCUACUCCCUGCACGUUCCAGCACUGACCUGCAUUUUCCUGAGUCUGAUCUCGGCUAUUCUGGCAAUAGCGCUCAGCUUCAGAAAAAAUCCAAAACGUGCAUUUGUUGAAUGGACCAAAAGUGAAAGGUUCGUAGUCUACAUGGCGAUUUGUGAUGGCGCCUUCAAUUUGGCCCACAGUAUGGAUCAUCUUCACAUAACCAUUACCAAAAGACAUGUCUACCCAGCCUCGCUUUGCCAGUUCUACGGAGUCAUGCUGCUGGAGUUCAUCCUAGCUCAGGCUCUGAUGGUAAACAUCGUUGCGGUAAACGCUUUUACACUGAUGAUCUUCAAUAAGCAGUUGAAAUACGGAAGACGAGAUUGGCGUCUAUUAUUAUGGAUCUUUGGAUUUCCUUUCCUUUUAUCCAUGAUUGCACUUGCAGCAAAACAGUUUGGACCAAGUGGUGCUUUUUGUUUUUUCGACGGCGUAAAUGGUGGAUUGGCCCAGUUCUUCCUCGUCACCCUUCCGUUUUCUUUGAUUCUUAUAGUAAAUACAACGUUGUAUGUGAUUACUUGGGCAAAACUCCGAUCCAUCGAGAAAAAAUUGAACCUUUCACUCGGAAAGCAGUCGUCUGGUUCCAAAAUGAAGCACGCGGCAGUCCGCGCCAUGUCGUUGUUUGUUUUGGCGUUCAUCUUUCAAUGGCUGACACUGGCUUUGUUUGGAAUCUGGGUGUUUGUCGACCCCGUUACCCUUCCCCCGGCCCUAAUUCAUGCAGUUACCAUAUUCUCAAACGUCGGCGGAAUCGUCAACCUUAUAGUUUUUCUGGUGAUCAGGAGAAGAUUGCAAAAUCAAGCCCAAGUUUCGCUCGACCACAGUCAUGGUUCUAAGCCAUCAGGGACCAAAGACACGAGCCACACUGAUGUGUAAGACAUUAAAAUAAGGCAUUUUGUAGAAUAUUCGAAAACCUUAAAGGUUUCGAUUCAGAAGCUACAAGUAUAUACAUUUUCUUUUAAAAAUAAAAACGUAUACAUGCAUGUG
Magallana angulata is the source of this 1197-nucleotide messenger RNA. RefSeq lists its product as uncharacterized. Gene Ontology annotation, biological process: adenylate cyclase-activating G protein-coupled receptor signaling pathway. NCBI's taxonomy places the organism in Eukaryota, Metazoa, Mollusca, Bivalvia, Ostreida, Ostreidae. Bases 79 to 1086 code for a protein of 335 amino acids. Gene Ontology annotation, molecular function: G protein-coupled receptor activity. The transcript has 2 exons. The record is from RefSeq and is a predicted model, not a curated record. Gene Ontology annotation, cellular component: plasma membrane.